AUGAGCACCGAAUUCACUUUCAAAGUGGUGAUGCUGCGGGGCCGAGAAAGAAGGACCAUCGGCUUCAGCCAGAGCGAGAUUGCCGUGCUCUACGACGUCCGCUACGACAGCCGACCGGUCUUUUCCCGGCACAUGCGUCCAUUCCGCCUCGACGACUGCGACGCCCGCUUCACGGCCGUGGCCGGGGUCAAACAAAACACACCGGCCCUCAUGUCCUCUCGCUCGCCUCCCAUGGCUCAGAACGCAACCGAAUACGCGCUCGUGCUUCCGUCAUGGGACCAGCUCAACUUUUCGCGCAACUGCACGGCCUUUGGCCAGUGGCUGUACUCUUUCAUCACGGCCAAUUCGUGGGACAAGCAGGCAACGUUUGGUGGCAGCGUCACGCUGUCACUCGAGAUGUUCGAUGCCGCUGUACCGCCGGACUGGUCCUAUCUGCAAAACGCCAGCGACGCCCAGACGGCCACGCCCGACGGUCGUGCCGCCGCUGCCACUAUUUACUAUGGCCGCGUGCUGCAAUGGUUCAGCGCCAACCUAUUCUGGUCCUACAACAGUACCACGGCCUCCUGGGACAGCAGCCCCAGCUUCAGCGAGAAUGUUAUCUGGCAGCCGGCUGUAGCCUGUCCCGAGCAUUUCUGCAAGGCUGUCGCCUUCACCGGCAACUCUGACCUUUCCGGCAUCGGUGUCCUCAUCUCCUACCUGACCGAGGCCACCCUCGUCACGGCCUACCUGAUCUGCUUCACGCUCUCGCGAGCCCAUCGCGCUACCCGGCCACAUCGCCGUCGCCACAGGCACAGUCGCAGGCACAGUCACAGGCACAAGCGUUCAGUGGCCCGUGCCGCUGCCCGCCGCCUCUUUGACGCCGUGCGCGGCAGCCUGACCGGCUUUCUUACCAACGCCAUGCUCUUUUCCUCGGCCAUCCUCACAGCCGCCGUUGUCAUGGCUGCCAAGCAGGCCGGCGACAACCGCAGCCGCCAGAUCGGCUCCCAGACCAUCCCCACUGGCAGCGCCCUCUACAAUCCCGUGCUUGCCCUCUUAGUCGGCCUCUUUUCCGUCUUCCCCGUCGCCAUCCUGAACCUUUUGCUGCCAGAGCACGACGGCGAUGACGACCACGAGACCAGCAGACCCAACACAAAGACGGACUUCCUGCCACUGCUCCAUCGCCUUCGACACCAAGCCGCCACCGCUUCCUUCACCCACACCCUGGCCUCGUUCUCCCGCAGCAUCGCCGGUCAUCCCUCUGGGAGUCGCACUAGCCUCCGCCGCGUCGUGCUCGGCAUCCUCUGGGGCCUCGCCAUCGCCAUGGUCAUCGUCUCCCCCCAUAGCGAACUCGACUAUACCUACCGUGGUGUCUCUUCACCCGCCGACGCCGACGAUGACAACACCUUUUCCGACGUGCUCUACGUCUGCGACGCCCGCGGCGGCCUCACCUACUGGCACAUCCUCGAUGCCCUACCCUUCCUUGUUGUCGGCGUGCCCCUGCUGUGGCUCGGGCUGACCUCCGUCCUGUACAGCCGGGCCCGUCAGUCGCCGCUGCACUCACCUUCCGCAGCAUCUCCCCUGCCACCCCUCUGGACCUUCGCCUCCGCCUGGCUCUGCUGCGUGAUCAUGUGGGUCAUCCUCAUCUCCUUUGUCAAUCUCCGUGGCGUCAUCGUCAAGACCGCUGGCAGCAUGGACACAGAUGACGAGUGGGCCUUUGGCCAGGUCCUCGCUAUCGCCACCUGGGCUCCCGUUGUUGCUGAUGUCAUCUAUCUCUUCGUCUUCGGCCUCGAGGCUGGCCUCGCCGGCACCCUUCCCAAUGACUACACCGUCCGUCGCAUCGCCACUACCGCCGUCAGCCAGCACGUCCUUUCAGCCCCCCAAUCCCUAUACAGGAAACAACAGCAGCUAGAUGUGUCUUUGGCAUCGGCGUCAUCUUCACCGUACAACCAGUCAGGCGCCAAAAUUGUCUCUGCACAACAGACCUCUGCAGAGAGAGCUAUUUCAUCGACGUCCGCCAGCCCACAGAGCCAGUCUGCACAAAAGGAUCCUGAAAAGGGCCGCUAG
Messenger RNA from Grosmannia clavigera kw1407, 2043 nucleotides. RefSeq lists its product as uncharacterized. The record is from RefSeq and is a predicted model, not a curated record. Lineage: Eukaryota; Fungi; Ascomycota; Sordariomycetes; Ophiostomatales; Ophiostomataceae. The coding region runs from base 1 to 2043 and encodes 680 amino acids. The transcript is spliced from 2 exons.